GAAACCAAUCGAUAUAUCGAUAUGAAUGAAUACAUUCGAUAUUUAUUGUUUGUUUACCACACGCCGGCUAAGUUUUAUUAGAAUUUAAAUAAAUUUUUUGUAGUGAUUUUACACUGAUUUAGCAUUCAAAAAUUGACCAUGUCACAGCUGAUGCCACCAGAGAAUCUAAGCAGCCGCGUGCUUAGUGUUUUGAGUCUUCCGCUGCUGGAACGCAUUCAGGAACUAAGUAUCCUGUUCGACAGAUGCUCCCUUCGCCAGAUCCAGGAAAUAUAUCCCCACAUCGUGCACUCCGUUUUCGGGAUUAAUGGCAAUCCCUUGGGUUGGGGCUUGCGGACAACGACGCUGGAGAACAAUCCAUUGCAGUUCCAAGUGUUGCACCAGUUUUUCGGAAUCUGUGGGUCUUGGAUGCAUCUGUGUCACCGGCUCUUGGCUGAUCAGUGCAAAUUCGAGCUGGAUGUUAGCCUGUUGCCAGCAAAAUUUGUGAGCAUGCUGCAAGCAGGACAAAAUCCCAUGUUCUACGGGGAUCUGAUAAAUAUGGACCCCCUGAGGAACCAGUUGGGAACGCUUUCGCUAAAUGCCUUCGAUUUCUACAUUAUUCACUUCGUAUUGUACGCCCUACAACCCCUUCACUCCAUCAAUCCCAUUGCUAUGCAGAUUCACAACGUUCGAAGCAAAACGGUGUAUCUGAAGCUGGUAUCCGAGUAUCUUAACAACUUCCUGCCCCUGUUUCCAGAUGCACGAAUAGAGCCUGUUCAUUUUAGUAGUGGUGUAAAGGCACCCCAGCCUCUACCAGUACAGGCCCUUCAGCCACUAAGGCAACCACGGUACCUUAAAAUACCCUCGUCGUUCCUUAACGGUGGAAAUGUGUCUGGUGUUGGAGGUAGCUCCACCAGCAAUGCCAGCGCUGGUAACACAUCACCGCAGUCGAGUGGCGCCAGCACAAGUGCUGCUCGAGCGUAUGCCUGGCGCUCCGAGAGCGUGCUGCACUUUUUUGUGGACAUUUGGCUGCGCUAUGACAUAGAGUCGGAGCGCCAUCUUCCAAGCAGCGACUUUGUACGCGGCGUGCGCACCCUAGUGAAGCAGAUCCAUUUCUUUGCUAACGGUGCCUCGCAGGAUCACAGUUCGCUUUGUUGUUUACGUAAAGUAUCCUCGAGCAUGGUGAAAUCUCGGAUCUACGCCUUCAUUUGCGGCCUGAUCGACCGGUGGCCUCUGGAUAGCUCUUUAAUGGUAGUGCUGGAGCUGUGGUUAAGCUAUAUACAACCGUGGCGCUAUACCAUGGCAGCUUUGAACAACAAGACUUCUGGCCUCGCCUACCUUCCCCCAAUUUCACCCUGCUUUGAUGGCUUCAUCAUCGACAACCUUAUAAUGUAUACGCACAUCUUCAUACAGCUUCUGCCACGGUUCGAACGUCUGGAUUACACUGUGUACCGAAAUGCUUUCAUGCUCUACCGCCUGGCCACGAUGUUUUCCCAAAAUGAUCUAAUUGAUCGCCUUCAGCGGUACGAGCGCCUCAAUGCGGGCAACUCAUACGGCUUUGACUCUCCCCAGCGGCAAGUCAACAUGAUGAAUAAAUCACUUUCCCCAGGCGUUCACUGGACUCCGGUUGUCAGUACCCAAUUUCCAAAGCUAUUUAGCGAGCCCAUGCAGUUGCACAUGGAAAACUUCCUGCUCCUGAUUAGCAUGAGCCGGAACUCCAUUCUCAGAGAUAUGGCUGCUCUUCGGAAUCAGAUUGCCGAGAAACAGCGGUCCGACGGGUUCCUUAUUAAUUUUUUCAAUAAGCUGUUUGGCGAAAGCACCCAGGACGAAGUGACGCUACGCGAAUUCAGUCGUAUACCAGAAGUUCUUCGUCAGUGUAUAGACGCUUUUUGUCGGACUUUUAAUGUUGAUCAAGCGAAUUUGUCUUUACAUGAGAACAUGCCUGAGGAGGCAUGUCCGCCGGUCUCCUCGAUCACCACGCAAAAGUUUAGUUUCUUUGACGAUAGCGACUCGUUAGAUACAUCCAAGCUAAACCCGCAUCAAAUGUCUCUGAAUGCCUCCAAUAUUCAGUCCACCAUUGAUCCGGCGCUACUGCCCAUCCAGACAAAUGAAUGGAAGCCCCUAGUAAGGCUGCUACAUAUCCUUUCGGAAAAAAUCAACAAAAAGUAUGGCAGCCAAAUCCAAGCGUACUACACCCGCGAUGACUACUGUGGCAAGGUUGCAAGGCAGCUGUUGUAUGCCCCCAUGACGGAGCAGUGGUUUGACAAGCGUUCCGGAAACACCGACCUCUGCGAAAGGUUGGUUCCCCCUCGCGUCUGUCUGCGUCAGCUGGGCUCCAUUCCCGUUCUCGUCACGAUCGGCGGAGCACUGCUUAUUGGGCAAAUGCUGUGGGGUUCCCCAAUCUUGGGACUUUUUCUUUUGAGCUCUUUAGUCAUUGGCUAUAACCUGAUGUUGGCGCUGUUUUCAUAGAUCUGAUAAUAGUUGUGACUUUUAUAUAUGUAUUUGUAUAAAACUAAGAAAACUACGACUACGAUUAA
Messenger RNA from Drosophila ananassae, 2513 nucleotides. RefSeq names its product sphingomyelin phosphodiesterase 4. Gene Ontology annotation, biological process: ceramide biosynthetic process; glycerophospholipid catabolic process; sphingomyelin catabolic process. The record is from RefSeq and is a predicted model, not a curated record. Gene Ontology annotation, molecular function: sphingomyelin phosphodiesterase D activity. Lineage: Eukaryota; Metazoa; Arthropoda; Insecta; Diptera; Drosophilidae. The transcript has 7 exons. The coding region runs from base 139 to 2445 and encodes 768 amino acids.